GCUGUCUUAUUGCCCUGGUCAUUUCAACCAACGUCUGACCCUUUUGUUAACUCAUGAUUUAUAACUGGAAGUUACUUUUUUUUAAAUGCCAGAUUUAUAAACUUUACUGUGCUUGGUUUGAUAUAAUAUCCAUUUUGUACACCAAGCUAUAAGACAGUAAAUUUAUUGUCUAUGAACUGUUACCUUGAAAAAUUACAUCAAUGCAAAGUGGUUCCCAUUUAGAAUCAAUGGGCAAUAAAUUCAUUGGAAUUUUUUUUGAAGGGGGGAGAGAACAUGAUGAUAUUUAUGAAGUCAUGAGCGGGUAUAUAAUGGGAGAAACUGGCAGCAGAGGCAACACUCAGACAGGAGUUCUGAGUUACAGGGGUAGACAAAGACAAAACAUAUUCAACACAGCAAUGAUGCAUAAGCUGAUAUUCUGCUGUCUCAUUAUUGUCAGCUUCUCCUGUCCUCUCUCGUCUCUCCCCAUCAUCAACACCAGUGAGAUGUCUUAUCAACUCUCAGCUGAUGAAGACUCGAGAUUAAACCUGGAGAGGCUGGGCAGCCCAGGAAGCACUUCUCUGAUUCAGUUUCUGCCAGAGCUCUUGGGCACACUGACUGAAGACAACAAAGCAGGUCUUACUCCCAGCAACUACAACCCAGGGGAAUAUAUCAAAGCGACUUUCUAUGGAAAUCAUCCUCGAAUUGCUUUGCUGGGACGCUUCUUGACCAAGGACAGGAAACAGUACAAGAAACGUGGGAAUCUUUCCGAGUGCUUCUGGAAAUAUUGUGUGUAAACAGGAAACCUCCUGACAGGUUGCAUAAUUUAUACAGAUGUCUGAAAACGUGUAUAUAGAUUUGCUUGAUUUAAAAUGAGAAUGUUGAAACAUGAAGGCAGCGCCUAACUUUAGACUCUACGCUACUUGGAAAUGAAUAAAUUCUUGAUAUUUUGCAA
This is a messenger RNA of Pseudopipra pipra, 931 nucleotides long. RefSeq names its product urotensin 2 (gene UTS2). Gene Ontology annotation, biological process: regulation of blood pressure; blood vessel diameter maintenance. The transcript is spliced from 4 exons. Gene Ontology annotation, molecular function: hormone activity. Gene Ontology annotation, cellular component: extracellular region. Lineage: Eukaryota; Metazoa; Chordata; Aves; Passeriformes; Pipridae. The record is from RefSeq and is a predicted model, not a curated record. Bases 201 to 773 code for a protein of 190 amino acids.